Molecule: messenger RNA, 1386 nt
Organism: Diplodia corticola
Lineage: Eukaryota; Fungi; Ascomycota; Dothideomycetes; Botryosphaeriales; Botryosphaeriaceae
Product: beta-glucan-binding protein
Exons: 3
Coding region: 1-1386 (461 amino acids)
Biological process (GO): carbohydrate metabolic process
Molecular function (GO): hydrolase activity, hydrolyzing O-glycosyl compounds
Source: RefSeq, a predicted model, not a curated record
AUGCAGAGACCCUCCCAAUCCGAGAAGUCAGACCCCGUGGGCGACGGCCGCGUCUCCCCGCAGAGCGGCUACAGCGUCCGCGACAGCCGGCCUCAGAGCAUUCAGACGCCCGUCAACCCGUUCGCCACCCCCCAAGCCUCGCUGCCCACCACCCGCGCGGCCUCGUUCCGCGAUUUCCCUCUGCCCUCGCCCGGCGCCGCCCCCUACUUCAGGUCGCGCCGCGUGCCAAAGGGCACCGUCCAAACCCCCAAGGCCCUGAAGGGCAAGAAGCGCAACGAUCCGUGGCUGUGGGCCAUUCCUUUGAUCGGCGCUCUGAUCGGCUUUGGCGUCAGUGGCUUGCUCGUCUGGCUCGGCAUCAACGCCAACACGUCGCCCUUCAGCUACUGCCCGGUGCUGAUGGACGACUUCUCCUCCGGCUCCCUUGACGAUUCCAUCUGGACUCACGAGAUCCGCCUCAACGGCUUUGGCAACGGCGAGUUCGACCAGACCACGGCCGACGAAGAGAAUGUCUUCAUCAAGGACGGCCAGCUCUACAUCAAGCCCACCCUCCAGGAUGCAACCCUCAUGGAGACCAACAACAUCAUCAACCUGACUGCCCUGGGCACUUGCACCUCGGGCACUUGGUCCGACUGUGUUGGUUCGACCAACACGACCAACGGCACUGUCCUCCCGCCCGCCAAGUCUGCCCGUCUGACCACCAAGAAGGGUGCCAGCAUCAAGUACGGCCGUGUCGAGGUCACGGCCAAGCUCCCCCGCGGUGACUGGCUCUGGCCCGCCAUCUGGAUGCUUCCCACCGAGAGCGUGUACGGUGACUGGCCCCGCAGCGGUGAGAUUGACAUUCUGGAAUCGCGCGGCAACAACUACACGUACAACACCAACGGCGGUGGCAACGACUACGCCAUCGGCACCCUUCACUGGGGCCCUGACUCGGACAACGAUGGCUACCACCAGACCACCAACAGGAAGCAGGCUCUGCACUCGAUGUGGGGCGAUGACUUCCACACCUACGGCCUCGAGUGGACCGAAAAGUACCUCUACACCUACAUCGACAGCCAGCUGCUGCAGGUCAUGUACACUCCAUUCAAGCAGCAGCUGUGGAGCAGGGGCAACUUCCCCACCUCCACCGCCAACGGUACCCGCCUGACCAACCCCUGGGCUGAUGGUGGCGUCAACGCUCCCUUUGACCAGGAGUUCUACUUGAUCCUUAACGUCGCAGUUGGCGGCACCAACGGCUGGUUCACCGAUGGAAAGUACUCGAAGCCUUGGAUUGAUGCUAGCGCCAGCGCCAAGAAGGACUUCUGGAACGCCCGGAAUACCUGGUAUCCCACUUGGGAGAAGAACGGGCAGAUGAUUGUCGACAAUGUCAAAAUGUGGAAGCACUGUUAA